Dromaius novaehollandiae (emu) is the source of this 3684-nucleotide messenger RNA. RefSeq names its product ceramide synthase 3 (gene CERS3). Gene Ontology annotation, molecular function: DNA binding; sphingosine N-acyltransferase activity. NCBI's taxonomy places the organism in Eukaryota, Metazoa, Chordata, Aves, Casuariiformes, Dromaiidae. Gene Ontology annotation, biological process: ceramide biosynthetic process. The transcript has 14 exons. The record is from RefSeq and is a predicted model, not a curated record. Gene Ontology annotation, cellular component: membrane. The coding region runs from base 585 to 1733 and encodes 382 amino acids.
UUUGCACUUAUCAUGUAUUUGAAUUGAACAAGCUAAACUUGUGGUUUUUUGACACCUUAAAAAGAUCUUAAAAUCUGCAGUUGCAUUCAGUGACCUGAUGCUGUUACCUUAGAGUCCUAGGCUUAUUCACGGGAGGAACCUAGUGCUAGGUCAUCUUCAACAGAAUAUUGAUCCCUCUAAAGGAGCAUUUCUUCACCUAAGUUAAAAAAACAUCCAGCAGUAUGAUGCUAGCAUUUUUGGUACCAUCAUAUGGAACAGCUCUGAUCCCAGGAAUUUAAUAUUAAUGCAGUCCAACAGACUAGCUGUGGAUGUUUUCUGUACUGAGAUAGUUAACUAUUACUUAGAAGCUCAGGCACAAGGGAAGGCCUUACAGCCUUACGACUCCUGAGUUUCACUGACUGGAUACAUAUGACAUCAGGAUUGCCUUCAGUCAGAAAUCUUGAAGUACAGCUUUGCUGGGUGGGUCUCUGAAGAAUUUGAAAGAGUUCUGGAGAUAGGGCGUGUUUGCCUUGCCAAAGUAGUGAGCGUAAUACUUCUUCCCUGCUAAUGUGCUUACGUUCUGUUUGACUGCAACAUCAUAAAGCAUGGCACACAUAUUAAAGACACUCAACAGCUGGUUCUGGUGGGAGAAUAUCUGGAUGCCUGUCAAUGUCUCAUGGGCACAUUUUGUAGACCGUGAUGGCCUUGUCUUUCCAAAACCACAUCAAUUAUAUGCCACAAUACCGUAUGCUUUUGUGUUGCUGUUUAUUCGAUUCUUCAGUGAAAGAUGUAUUGCUAUACCUCUAGCAAAAGCCUUAGGUAUAAAGAAUAGAAGACGUGUGAAGCCACAGCCUAAUCCUGUUUUAGAGAGUUAUUUCCGGGAGUGCACAAAACAUCCAUCCCAAUCAGAGAUUCAAGGUCUGGCCAAGAAGUGUAACUGUACAGUCCAUUUGGUGGAAAAGUGGUUCAGGAGACGGCGAAACCUUGAGAUCCCAACGGUGCUUCAGAAAUUCCAGGAGGCUUUCUGGCGAUUUUCAUUUUAUCUUGCAUCAUCCAUUGCUGGACUUAUAUUUCUAUAUGAUAAACCUUGGUUUUAUGACAUAUGGCAGACGUGGGUUGGCUAUCCGUUUCAGACUUUGCUGCCAUCCCAGUAUUGGUACUAUAUGGCUGAGAUGAGUUUUUACUGGUCUCUCUUAUUCACACUCGGGAUCGACAACAAAAGGAAGGAUUUUUUGGCUCACGUCGUUCAUCACUUUGCAGCCAUCGGGUUGAUGAGCAGCUCUUGGUGUGGCAAUUAUGUGCGUAUUGGAACGCUGGUGAUAUUUGUGCACGAUACUGCGGAUUUCUGGCUUGAGGCAGCCAAAAUGUUUCAUUAUGCUCAGUGGGAGAAAACCUGCAAGAUGCUCUUUAUCAUCUUUGCUAUCAUGUUUUUCAUCACAAGAAUCAUCCUGUUCCCCUUCUGGAUUCUUCGUGCCACGUUGUAUCAGCCUACAUACUAUUCCACGACUCCUGUUAUAGCGUAUUUUUUUUUCAAUGGGCAGUUAUUGAUCCUUCAAGGCUUGCAUUUAUAUUGGGGUUACUUAAUUUUCAAGAUUGUGAGAAGAUUCAUUUUCGUAAAGGAGUUGAAAGAUGAGCGGAGCGAUGAAGAGGAGGAAGAAGAUUCAGUUACAGAUAAUGAAGAGGAGCCCACAAAGAAUGGCAACAAGAAUGGCAGUGGGUCGAGCAAACAUCCUCUCCUAAACAGCAGUCACUAGUAGCCCCUUCCUGUCUCACCUCCUGCAGCGGUUUCUGGUCUGUUUUCAACCCAACCUACAGGAUAAAACUUAAGUCAAAAGGCUUAUGAGAGACUGUGAUUGAUUUAUUGUUGGCUACUGGACCUGGAAAAAAGCCCAGUUUAGAGGGGAGGGAAAAAUUGCAUAACAUGAUAAAAUGUGUUAAUGACCCAUUUUCUGAACCAUUUCUCAGUGCUUGCAAAACCUACCUGGAACACGCUGAUCAUUCCUCUUUUACAGUGCUCAACAAGGUCAAAGCUCAAGAAUGUCAGAUCAUUUAGUGUCCCACUGAUUCUAGCAUAGUUUUUCAAUCUAAGCUAUAUUUUACCAAGCAAUUUCAUUCACAGGUGUUUUGUGGUAAGCAGUGUGAACUCCAUUAAGAACUAAAAUUACUGUACGUGGGAAAAAUUUCACAGUGGUCAAAAUAAGCAUUUUAGUCUUUACUUCUUAGUUUAUAUGCUUAUCAAAAAGGCUAUUUUUGUGAGAUAGUUUUCUUUUCUUGGAGGCCAGUGGAAACUAACAUGAAAGAAGUGAGGCUAUUUGCUUAUGAAGAGUUUGCUUCACUGUGUAAGUAUAGAGCCUUUCUUCAAAAUAUACUGUAUGACAUAGAGUUCAGAUACUGUGUUUUGAGAUUUACCAGUCAAGAAAGUGACUUGUAAAAUAGCAAAACUCAGCCCCAGCUCUCAACUGAGCUCUCGGUUCCACAAAUGUCUUUAGCCUCCAUCAUUUUGGCUCUAGGCCUGAUGCUUGAACAGCAGAUGCAGUGGGGACGGAAGGAGGACCUGGCCAAGGUGAAUGAAAAUCAGGUCUUCUCGCAGGUUCUUUUGCACUUCUUAUUUGCUUUAAGCACUGCUGAGUGCCCUCCUGCUCUGGACAUAUCUACAGCUCAGAAGAUUAAGCUGGUCCUUUCCCUUUCUGUGAGGGGUCCCCACAAAAUGAUGCUGGGUGAUUGUCUUCUCAGGAGCAAAUCUGCUAAAUUCUGUUUUGUUGUUCCUGUGUAUUCACUGCAUGUAUAUGGUUACAGGGAGGGAGGAAGGGGGUGGAGCAGGACUAGCGAGAAAUCCCACACCAUCAGUGCUAUCUAUUCAGUCGGUACCUGGAUCUGUAUUUCCAUCUCUACUCUUCUCGGUAAUAGUGAAUCACAUUGGUUAGAGCCUAAUUUGGAUGCGAGUACAUGGCUGAGGCUCAAACCUAGUUUACGCUCUAAUAAGUGGAGGAACAGUGGACACUGUGCCAGCUCCUCUUACCAAAAAUGCCUCUAGCAUUAGCUAGCAAGCUUUGUAGCCUUUUUUUCUUUAUUGCAUUAAAAUCUGUGAGAAGCUGUGUUGCCAAAACAUCCAGGUUUUGAUGUUAGUGCAGAGUGCAGCAGCCUCUUCAGUCCCUGGGGCUUUCCACAGACAGCCUGCUCUUUUUAAACAGGGUGGUUCCCGUCUAAUUUCCAGAUGCAUUUAACUCACAAGGUCCUAAAUGAUUAGUGUCAUUGUUUCAGAGAUGAGAGGUUGUCCAUGCAAUUCUGCAGUUGCUGAGAUCUUCCUAUGUGCCAAAUCCAGUAGCUUGAUAGAGAGCACAGGGGCCACUGCUACAACACCCUCAGUGUAGAGCUUUCGGUUGUGAAAGGCUCUUUUCCCCUUAGGCUGCACAGGCAGCCUGAUGACCUACAGGAAGCACUAUAUGACUGACUUGUUUUCUCAAGAUUUCCUUGGCAAAAGGAGAUAUAAUUCAGUAACUGAAACAUUUGAAAGAAUGGGAAAUGUUGGGGAUCUCAGAUAUGAAGAAAAAGUGUGUUUUCUCUGUGGUUAUAAGAAACUGUAGGAGUACUUUGCUAUAGAGGCUAGCAGUAUGGAAAUUUCUGCAUAUGGUCUACGGUCUGUUGAAUUAGGCUGCAUUUGAUUUUUUAAUUAAAUUAAAUUUUAAGUAAUUUUGGACCAUGCAA